Molecule: messenger RNA, 1302 nt
Organism: Trichogramma pretiosum
Lineage: Eukaryota; Metazoa; Arthropoda; Insecta; Hymenoptera; Trichogrammatidae
Exons: 3
Coding region: 175-795 (206 amino acids)
Source: RefSeq, a predicted model, not a curated record
UUGUGUAACUGUCAGUACUGAUAGAAGCGCGAUUAUGCUCAGUCGUUAUUUCACGAUCAGAUUGUAAUAUAAAUUAGUACAUUCUAAAUAAAAUAGUUAUAUUAUUCAUCAAUUAGCGAAUAGUUUCGAACACAUUCUUUCAUCGUUAUCAGAGUAUUUAAGGCAACGAAAAAAAUGUUUCUAGAUGUAGACAAUCCGUGUUAUUUAUACGAAGAUAUCAAUGCUGGCGUUCUUAUCAGAUUAAGCGAUUACAUAAUUACCAAUGACAUUAAAGAAGAAAAUUUAGAAGAUGAAAGAGUUUUAAGUGAUAUGUUACGUGCUUCAGAUAGAAGAUAUGUCGACAUUGAUCCCAUUACAUCUGAACUAUUGAAUGAAUUUAAAGAUAGGAUAAUUGCUUUUACAAUUAAAGAUUUGAGAGAAGAGCCUCUUUAUUGUAGAAAUCAUGCCAUAUUGAAGGUCGCUUGCGUUGAAUAUGUACUGUAUCCUGAUGAAGAUAAUGAAGAAUAUGAAAAAAUAUAUCGUUGCGACGAACGAAAAGUGAUCGAGGCAUAUUAUGAUUUGUGUCGUUUUCGACAAGAAAAUAUACCCGACGAUAAAACCGUCGUGGGUAUUAAAAAAUUUUUUCGAGGCGAACCAUUUUUUUGGAAUAAUCUUUCGGAACCAUUUGUUGAGAAUAAUCUUUUGGAAACAAUCAGAUCAUAUUUGGAAGGUAUUUCGAUCGAGGAAGCUGAAAUACUGUUUAUACAACGUACAUCAAUUGAAAUAAUUGAAGGUUUACCACCGAACUCAAUAUAAAGUAUGACUCCGAUGAUUAGAAGGUGUGCCAACCAUCAGCAAAUAUAAUCGUGCCCAUCGAAGAUCAUCCACCAAUAUUGCUCACAAAAGACUAGCAGCCACAUUCACCUACUCCGCAGAUGUCUCAUCGGUUUCAAACUGAUUUUACAAGUGCUUAGUAUUUUUUUAAAUGUAUCAUUGUACCUUUAUUACACAAAUUUUUAUAUAUUUUCCUUCAAAUGUAAUCGCCCAAAAAAAAAAAACUAUUAUUUAUCUAUUUAUCCGAAAUCAUUGGCUAAACUACGGAUGAUUCAGGAAUAAAUCGUUCACAUUGUAACUUGAAUUUUUUAACAGACAUUGCGUCACAGUUUUGCGCGUUGAAAGACACACGCAAGCUGUGUCCAAAUUUUUCUUACUUGACAAUACAGCUCCUUGAAAAAUGUAGAUCAAGUAUAGGAAUUAACCUUUUUAUAAAUGAGAUUCAAAUUUCUAAAAAUUGUGAAAAUAUAGGAUACACAAAUAUUCAAA